AUUUUCUGGGGCAGCGGAUCAGCUGACCCCUCUGGUAGCUUUUGACUACGAUCCUCGAACUCGUUAAAACGUGUCCGGGACCAGUAAAGACGAUCCUCGCGGAGUGCUCGCGGACCCGCGGAGUACGAACUCGUGCCCGUCAAAGUUGAUCUGGCUCGUUAUCGUAGUGUGGUGUGCGAGUUGCGUAAGUGGCAAUAAAAGUGAGGGUAAAGCACCGAUAAAAGUUGGUGGAAGAGGGGCAGGAGGAGGCCGUGAAAGAAGGUGGAGGAGUUGCGGUAGGAAGUGCGUAGAGCGUGAAAAUACGGAUCUCGAUUGAAUCGCCUCGUGGUCCGUGCGGAAGGCUCAUCUCGGUUGUCAAGGUGCAAGAUGUGCGGGACCAAUAUGGUGUUGUUGGACAUAAGUGUCCAGUGCGGGUGUUGACUGUCCACGGACGGACGGACGGGCGCUUCGGCGGCGAUAUGAGUUCGAAAUUCAUAAUCGAUAGUAUGCUACCGAAGUACCAUCAACAAUUCCAUCAUCAACAGUUGUUCUCCAGUGCGAAUUCCAGUUCCGUUCAGGCUUGCUCUUCAAGUCCAGCUUCUAGUUUAGAAUCCAGUUUGUCCGCGGCGGCUGUUGCAGCAGCGGCAGUUAAUUACGCUCAACACAACUCUCCGAGUCCGACGGGCUCAAGUCCUCAGCACUCAGGAAGUUCGGCUUCCACAUCCCCAGCGGCGCGCGCCACAUCAAGCAUGUAUCCUUACGUUUCGGCGGCUGCGGCCCAUCAUCAUCAUCAGCAGCAGCAGGCUGUUGCAGCUGCUGCUUUUGGGGCCACAUCAAGCAUGGUCCCCGGGUUUGGUUCAUCAGCGGCAUCGAGUGCAGCCUUGGCGGCUGCUGCGGCUGUUGAUGCGGCCACCGGCGGCGACAAGUCCUGCAGGUACACCGCGAGUCUCACCGGAAAUGUUGCCCCUUCGGCUGGUGAUCCUAUGGUCAAUUACACAUUGGGACACCAUCAUCAGAAUGGUGCUACCCCUGGUAGCCUUGUGUCCUCAGCUUCGGCGUCUUCGGCGGUCUCUGCAGCUUCUGCAUCCAUGGCGGCUGCAGCACAAUUCUACCAUCAAGCAGCCGCCGCUUCUGCUGUUGUUGAUCCUUUGGCUUCCUGUCAACAGCCCACGAGUGGACAACCUGGAAUACCUGAGAUUCCCCGCUAUCCAUGGAUGUCCAUCACCGAUUGGAUGAGCCCCUUCGACAGAGUCGUCUGUGGUCCCAAUGGCUGUCCGAGGCGUAGAGGUCGACAAACCUACACGCGGUUCCAGACGCUCGAGCUGGAGAAGGAGUUCCACUUCAACCACUACCUGACGAGAAGACGGCGAAUAGAGAUCGCGCACGCCCUUUGUUUAACCGAGCGGCAAAUCAAGAUCUGGUUCCAGAAUCGGCGGAUGAAGCUGAAGAAGGAGCUGAGGGCGGUGAAAGAGAUCAACGAGCAGGCUCGACGGGAGCGGGAAGAGCAGGACAUGAUGAAGAAACAGCAGGCGGAGAAGCAGGCCAAGAUGCAGCAGGAGCAGCAAAAUGCCCUGCAGCAUCAGCAGCACCACGUCGGUGGUCUCGACAAGACGCAGAGCGAUCUCCUCAAGGCUGUCAGCAAAGUACCCACAUAGGAGACCUUGCUCAGGCGACUCUCUCUUCUUUAGAAGAGAGCACUAACCGCGAAGCACACACUCGACUACGUACUUAUACCUGGCGAGCCUCCAGCGCUAAUUGGUCGCUGUGGUCUCGCUCGACUGAUCCCUAGAAUGUAUUUUUUGUAAGAACGGAGGCGACAACGAGCCAUCACGAACUCGUACGAUUGGUGUUGCUCCAUCAGGACAAUUGCCAACCGAGGAUGUCGAGACGACUACCAAGGCAAAGUCGUCCAAACGAUUCCGUAGCAAAGUCGUCGAAGAGAAGAAGACUGCAUCGUUUACGUUUUUUUUCUGAUCGCGAAAGAACAGAUUAAACGGAAACCCAGGUCCUUCCGUAACUAGUUAAUACUAAGGUAGCGGAUGGAGGAACCUCUGGAUUGACCAAGUGCAACAAAUUUCAAAUUCAGCAAGGAUUGUGGUAGGAAAAGAAGAAGAAGAAGGCUCUCGUUCGUCGAACGGUUCUCAACUCCUUUGAUGAUAAUCACUUCUGAUGCUUUUGCUUCUGGUGAAGAUUCUACUCCUGCAUCGAUAAAGACUUAAAAAUUUGCUGACGGCAAAUUUCUGUCGGGAGUGGAACGAACUUUAAAUCCGGUCAGGUGAAAGUUGUUGGAAUUCUCGGUGAUUCAUUUCAAUCUGUGACUAUUCUAGAAUCUAGGAUCUAAUUGACGAUUCAAGUUCGCAAUAGUGUUCGGGACCCUUCUGGGACUCGGAAAAGACAAGAAGAUGCGAUUUAUGUUUAGGGUAAUUCUGUCUGAUGGAAUCGAAGAUUCUGCAAAUUCUCAGAGUUUGGAGAAUCGUUCAGUUAUACCGGUGCUAAGACAAAAAUUUAUGUGUUCGGUUUAUUUAUAAUUGAAUUUGAUUAUUGAUUAGGUAGAGAAAGGAAAAAUGAAAACUGCGGGAUUCGGAUAGGGAGGGAAGAAAAUUUUCGUUCCAGCAAUUAGUGUAACUAGUUGUUUUACAAACAGGCGAAAGGUUAUUAUUUCAAUUGAAAGCAGCCCCAUUAAUCCAAUAGAUGGCGCUCCGAUCAGGUAGGCCUGUUUUUGCACUUUUAUGUAUAUCAAAAAUACUAAAAUUCAUUAAAAACUUAAUAUUUUUUAUGAGUAUAAAAGGGAGAACAAAGGUUUCAGUAACAAUGAAAGCAACUAUAAUUAGUAAUCCAAAAAAUUUAUGAAAACAUGUAAUUUAAUAUUAGGGAAAU
Molecule: messenger RNA, 2856 nt
Organism: Belonocnema kinseyi
Lineage: Eukaryota; Metazoa; Arthropoda; Insecta; Hymenoptera; Cynipidae
Product: homeobox protein abdominal-A homolog
Exons: 3
Coding region: 459-1634 (391 amino acids)
Biological process (GO): anterior/posterior pattern specification; negative regulation of transcription by RNA polymerase II
Cellular component (GO): nucleus
Molecular function (GO): RNA polymerase II cis-regulatory region sequence-specific DNA binding; DNA-binding transcription factor activity, RNA polymerase II-specific
Source: RefSeq, a predicted model, not a curated record